UUUUUGGAUAAGUCAGAGGAUGUCUUACUGAAGCACCAGGCCAGUAUCAAUGAGCUGAAGAGAGCCCUGAGGGAGCCCAACAGCAAGCUGAUGAACCGUGAGAAGCGGCUGUCAGGGACAUCUCCAGGCGGCACGCCCGAGAAGAAGGCUGUGAGUGUGGGAUGAGGGUGUUGAGGACCUGGGGUCCACUGGAGCAGGGGUGGCGGUUGAGAUUCACAACCUUUAACCUAUGUACCACCUCUCCACUGUAUUCUAUGAAUAUAUCACUGAUAAGGCUAUACUACUCCUGUUUAAACUGCCCUGACAUCUGACAGUGAGUCUGUGUGUGACAGCUUUGACAUUCCAGUCUUGCAUUAAGUUUCCUAACACCUCAUACUGUUGACUCCCCUUGAACCCAGUAGGCUUGGAGGUCAAGACUGGAGUACAUGUUUCUCUCCAUUAUCCAUAGGGAAACCGUCACUACUCUGGCUUCGUGUGCUUUGUCAUCUAAUGGAAUAUUGUUAACCUGAAUAUUUACAGUCUGUUAUAAAACCAAGAACUGACUUUUGAGGACAAUAAUAUUUCUUCAAGGUAUUGUAGGUGGUUAUUUAUUGUAGAUAUAUACUGCUGCAGACUCAGACGCUACCUAUUGGAUAGUGUGAUGGUAGUGCUAAAAGAGAUCAUAAGAACACAUUUAUUUAGAAAAAUAACCUGGAAAAUGGUUCUGCAUUUAUCAUUAGAGAUGGGUGUUUGUGGCAAUAUCUCAGUUUUAUUUAAAGAUGGUUGAAAAGUGAUUCUGCAAUAACUUGAAGAGAUUAUGUGAGGCCCUCGAGGAGCAAUCAUAUCUAGCGUCUUCCCACCUUGAUUGCCUGACAGUUAAAAUGCUUCCCUUUGUGUCAGAACACAAACACCCAUGCUGCUUUGAUCACUUUCACAUUGUGAUUGUACUGUUAAGAUACAGUAGUAAGAUAGUACUCUCCAGUCUAGCUCUGUCAAUGCAGUCUGUUUCCAGGUAUUUUUGUAGUCUACGGAAGCUUUCUCAUCUGCUGCCUGAGAACAAUCGGAUUAUAGCCGUGGAGAAUAUCAUCAGACAUCCUUAAAGGCAUGACAAGUUGAUCUGUCAUGUACCUACAUAGAUCUGAGGGAGAGAUGCUAAAGUCCUGAAUGAAUAAUGACAAAGUGUGGCCUGAGAAAUCUCUAUCUUGGAGGAUUCCCACUUCUCAGAAAGAUUCAGAGGAAAUCAUAAAGCCUUUGAUGUAGUUGCAAAUGUUAUUUUUGCAUUGCAAAUACCUCCUCAUUUGCUUAUGCAGAUUUGGCAGCCGCAGUAUGCAGGUGGAAGCUAACUAGGCCCAUGUUGCUCAUUUGCAAUAAUCUCAUUAUUUGAUUCAAGAUUUCAUCUUGAUUGGCUCAUAGAUUUCAGCUCAGACUUCAAUUCAGGAGAGACGUACAGUAUGUUUGUAAAGUCCCUUGUCUCCCUAGCCCAUUGAAUCAACAUUUCUUCCCCCUUUCUACCAGUCUCUUUCCUUUAACCAUUUUCCCUUCUUGCAUGAAAUUACUUAAAUUUAAAUAGUAUGCUGUGACAAAGAGCCCUACAGUUGGUCUCUCUCCUUGUCACAAGAGUGACAGAGUUAGGGCUCCUCUAAUAGCUGUUCUCCUCCCUCUCUCUUCCCCCUCCACCCCUCUCCUGGUGGGAAAUGCUCGGUCCCCCAUCAGGUGGUGGGCAAGGAACUAGUAAACAGCUUCUCUGUAGAGGGCUUCGUCCAGAAGACUGUGGUGACUUCCCCAGAGGUUUCCCUUCACUUCCUCCUCCUCUCUCUUCUAAUGUCUGCCUUAUAACUGACUGUACUGUAGUUUACCAUUUAUCUGUAGUGAAACUGUGGCCCAUACCAUUUUAUAUACAUACUGCACACUCAGCUACAGCUGAUAUCUCUUACAUCUUGUUUUAUCUGAUCUGCUGCAGUCAUUGUGUCUGAGAAAAUUUUAAGAAAUGCAAUAACCAACAUGUACAGUGGGGAGAACAAGUAUUAGAUACACUGCCAAUUUUGCAGGUUUUCCUACUUACAAAGCAUGUAGAGGUCUGUAAUUUUUAUCAUAGGUACACUUCAACUGUGAGAGACGGAAUCUAAAACAAAAAUCCAGAAAAUCACAUUGUAUGAUUUUUAAGUAAUUAAUUUGCAUUUUAUUGCAUGACAUAAGUAUUUGAUCACCUACCAAUCAGUAAGAAUUCCGGCUCUCACAGACCUGUUAGUUUUUCUUUAAGAAGCCCUCCUGUUCUCCACUCAUUACCUGUAUUAACUGCACCUGUUUGAACUCGUUACCUGUAUAAAAGACACCUGUCCACACACUCAAUCAAACAGACUCCAACCUCUCCACAAUGGCCAAGACCAGAGAGCUGUGUAAGGACAUCAGGGAUGAAAUUGUAGACCUGCACAAGGCUUGGAUGGGCUACAGGACAAUAGGCAAGUAGCUUGGUGAGAAGGCAACAACUGUUGGCGCAAUUAUUAGAAAAUGGAAGAAGUUCAAGAUGACGGUCAAUCACCCUCGGUCUGGGGCUCCAUGCAAAAUCUCACCUCGUGGGGCAUCAAUGAUCAUGAGGAAGGUGAGGGAUCAGCCCAGAACUACACGGCAGGACCUGGUCAAUGACCUGAAGAGAGCUGGGACGACAGUCUCAAAGAAAACCAUUAGUAACACACUACGCCGUCAUGGAUUAAAAUCCUGCAGCGCACGCAAGGUCCCCCUGCUCAAGCCAGCGCAUGUCCAGGUCCGUCUGAAGUUUGCCAAUGACCAUCUGGAUGAUCCAGAGGAGGAAUGGGAGAAGGUCAUGUGGUCUGAUGAGGAUGAGUACAACCCCAAGAACACCAUCCCAACCGUGAAGCAUGGAGGUGGAAACAUCAUUCUUUGGGGAUGCUUUUCUGUAAAGGGGACAGGACAACUGCACCGUAUUGAGGGGAGGAUGGAUGGGGCCAUGUAUCGUGAGAUCUUGGCCAACAACCUCCUUCCCUCAGUAAGAGCAUUGAAGAUGGGUCGUGGCUGGGUCUUCCAGCAUGACAACGACCCGAAACACACAGUCAGGGCAACUAAGGAGUGGCUCCAUAAGAAGCAUCUCAAGGUCUUGGAGUGGCCUAGCCAGUCUCCAGACCUGAACCCAAUAGAAAAUCUUUGGAGGGAGCUGAAAGUCCGUUAUUGCCCAGCGACAGCCCCGAAACCUGAAGGAUCUGGAGAAGGUCUGUAUGGAGGAGUGGGCCAAAAUCCCUGCUGCAGUGUGUGCAAACCUGGUCAAGACCUACAGGAAACGUAUGAUCUCUGUAAUUGCAAACAAAGGUUUCUGUACCAAAUAUUAAGUUCUGCUUUUCUGAUGUAUCAAAUACUUAUGUCAUGCAAUAAAAUGCAAAUUUAUUACUUAAAAAUCAUACAAUGUGAUUUUCUAAGAUUCCGUCUCUCACAGUUGAAGUGUACCUAUGAUAAAAAAUUACAGACCUCUACAUGCUUUGUAAGUAGGAAAACCUGCAAAAUCGGCAGUGUAUGAAAUACUUGUUCUCCCCACUGUAGGUCUACAUUUGGAUGCAAAUGUAUACAUUUCUAUGUAUGAUUGCAGCAAUUGGGGUGGAAAUCAAUUACAGUCUAUAAGCAUGCACUUACCAUCUACAUACAGUAUCUCACAAAAGUGAGUACACCCCUCACAUUUUUGUCAACAUUUGAGUAUAUCUUUUCAUGUGACAACACUGAAGAAAUGACACUUUGCUACAAUGGAAAGUAGUGAGUGUACAGCUUGUACACUCACUACAUAACAGGGCCCCGUGUAGCUCAGUUGGUAGAGCAUGGCGCUUGCAACGCCAGGGUUGUGGGUUCGUUUCCCACGGGGGGCCAGUAUGAAAAAAAUAAAAAUAAAUGUAUGCACUCACUAACUGUAAAUCGCUCUGGAUAAGAGCGUCUGCUAAAUGACUAAAAUGUAAAUGUAAAUGUAAAUUUCCUGUCCCCUCAAAAUAACUCAACACACAGCCAUUAAUGUCUAAACGUGGUCCUCUGUAGCUCAAUUGGUAGAGCAUGGCGCUUGUAACGCCAGGGUAGUGGGUUUGAUCCCCGGGACCACCCAUACGUAAAAAUGUAUGCACACAUGACUGUAAGUCGCUUUGGAUAAAAGCAUCUGCUAAUUGGCAUAGUAUUAUUAUUAUUAUUAUUAUUAUAAACCGCUAGCAACAAAAGUGAGUACACCCCUAAGUGAAAAUGUCCAAAUUGGGCCCAAUUAGCCAUUUUCCCUCCCCGGUGUCAUGUGACUCGUUAGUGUUACAAGGUCUCAGGUGUGAAUGGGGAGCAGGUGUGUUAAAUUUGGUGUCAUCGCUCUCACACUCCCUCAUACUGGUCACUGGAAGUUCAACAUGGCACCUCAUGGCAAAGAACUCUCUGAGGAUCUGAAAAAAAGAAUUGUUGCUCUACAUAAAGAUGGCCUGGGCUAUAAGAAGAUUGCCAAGACCCUGAAACUGAGCUGCAGCACGGUGGCCAAGACCAUACAGCGGUUUAACAGGACAGGUUCCACUCAGAACAGGCCUCGCCAUGGUCGACCAAAUAAGUUGAGUGCACGUACUCAGCGUCAUAUCCAGAGGUUGUCUUUGGGAAAUAGACGUAUGAGUGCUGCCAGCAUUGCUGCAGAGGUUGAAGGGGUGGGGGUCAGCCUGUCAGUGCUCAGACCAUACGCCUCACACUGCAUCAAAUUGGUCUGCAUGGCUGUCGUCCCAGAAGGAAGCCUCUUCUAAAGAUGAUGCACAAGAAAGCCCGCAAACAGUUUGCUGAAGAUAAGCAGACUAAGGACAUGGAUUACUGGAACCAUGUCCUGUGGUCUGAUGAGACCAAGAUAAACUUAUUUGGUUCAGAUGGUGUCAAGCGUGUGUGGCGGCAACCAGGUGAGGAGUACAAAGACAAGUGUGUCUUGCCUACAGUCAAGCAUGGUGGUGGGAGUGUCAUGGUCUGGGGCUGCAUGAGUGCUGCCGGCACUGGGGAGCUACAGUUCAUUGAGGGAACCAUGAAUGCCAACAUGUACUGUGACAUACUGAAGCAGAGCAUGAUCCCCUCCCUUCGGAGACUGGGCCGCAGGGCAGUAUUCCAACAUGAUAACUACCCCAAACACACCUCCAAGACGACCACUGCCUUGCUAAAGAAGCUGAGGGUAAAGGUGAUGGACUGGCCAAGCAUGUCUCCAGACCAAAACCCUACUGAGCAUCUGUGGGGCAUCCUCAAACGGAAGGUUGAGGAGUGCAAGGUCUCUAACAUCCACCAGCUCCAUGAUGUUGUCAUGGAGGAGUGGAAGAAGACUCCAGUGGCAACCUAUGAAGCUCUGGUGAACUUCAUGCCCAAGAGGGUUAAGGCAGUGCUGGAAAAUGAUGGUGGCCACACAAAAUAUUGACACUUUGGGCCCAAUUUGGACAUUUUCACUUAGGGGUGUACUCACUUUUGUUGCCAGCGGUUUAGACAUUAAUGGCUGUGUGUUGAGUUAUUUUGAGGGGACAGCAAAUUUACACUGUUAUACAAGCUGUACACUCACUACUUUACAUUGUAGCAAAGUGUCAUUUCUUCAGUGUUGUCACAUGAAAAGAUAUACUCAAAUAUUUACAAAAAUGUGAGGGGUGUACUCACUUUUGUGAGAUACUGUAGAUUGAGAGGAUUGUAGAGGUUCUAUUUGUACUAUAACAACACAAUACUGUACUGUAGCUGUUAACCUACAUUAUGUUACAAUUCAGUUGGCGCCUCUAACUGUGUUUAAUCUAUAUCAACAUGUAGGGCUCUGAGGAGUGGGUAUUGAUUGAGAAACAAGACACUUAUCAACAGGACAAUGACUGGAAGGCAGAGGAACAGAACAAGGCUUCCACCUCACCUCCCCCAUUAGUCCCUAAUUCCUCUUGGGAAAGAAAGAAAGAACUGGAAAAAGACAUAGACGUAGCCAAGAUGAUUCAUAUUGAGGUUAGAGGGGAGGAUGGGCAAGAAAUGAGAACAGAUAUUGAUAACUUUCCAUCGCCCAAAGCCACAAGGGAAUCCCAGGAUGAAUGUUCUGAACCGCGGCUGACUAGCAACAGCCGGUUUGUGGUGGAAUUAGCUGAAACCACAGAAUCUUCUGAAGAUGAUUCGCAGUGGAAAGUACCUCCAGCAGAACACUCUGGUGCAAGGAAUGACAUAUUCCCAGUCCCAGUCUCAGUCCCAGACCCAGUCUUAACCCCAGUCCCAUUCCGAGACUCUAAGAAGGAUCAUCAACCCAACAGACACAGAAAAAAUAAGAGACCUAAUAGUUUAAACCUGGGAAUGUCAACAGAAUUAAUCUAUGAGAAAGAGGGUGAAGUCUCAAAUGGCGAAGAAGACAACGGGGGAUCAGACUGGGAGGAUAGUCCAACAGAGAAGACAAAGGCGGGACAAAUAGAUCACCCUGAAGACAGUGUUUCCAGAGAGGAGCCAGACGACCAGUGUUGGGUGACUAGUCCACUGAUGAAAGAUGAGGAGAGAUCACCAGAGGCUAAAUGGAAGGAGACAGUGGUGUUUGAGUAUGAAGAUAACAAGAAGGACCACAGUACAUCAGUAGGAGAAGACAAGGCAACUCAGGGAAGUGCUGUGGAUGAUCCUGCAGGGUGUGAUGGAAGGGACCAGGUUAAGAGCUUCAUCACUGAGGUCCAGCAAGCAGGCAAAGGGCUAGGCUCUGUCAAUGGUCCUGGGAAAACAGAAUGUGAUAGUUUAGCAGAACAGGUUAGAGAACCGGUUAAAGGGUUUCAUCUCAGAGAGAGAUGCAUGACUGACAAUAGAGAACACAUAGAAGAGGUCAAGCUGAGGGAGGUCAAGACACACGAGAGAAAAGCCAGUAACUCUGGGGGGGAGGAAGUGGAAGGUCUCAUGUCAGAGGUCAGGGGUCAGAGAAGGUCUUUAGAGAGACUAUCAGGCAGCAGUCAGUCAGAAAUCACCAGGAUCGUUCCGCUCAAACCUGAAAGGUCAAAGAGCUUAGUAUGCAAAGAUGAGCAGGACAGAGGGAGUCAGGACACUGAGUCUGAGCUGAGUGGAGUUUUUAGAAGAGAGUACAGAUGGUCAGGAGGUUCAUCAGAGGGACCUUCAGACAUCAACUGGAACAACGAGUCCACCUUCUAUCAAACAUCCACCCUGCCUACGUCAUUCAUCUCAACCAACGCUAGUCCAGCAAGACGGACCCAUUCCCAGACCAUUACACACAGAGACGCCCCACAGGAACAGGGCAGCUUCUGGGGUCUGGAAGGCUUGGCAAGAGUCGAGUCUAAAACUGAAGAGCUGGUUCAGCAACAGAGCAGCGCUGCCCGUGACGAUCACUUUCAGACGUCAUUCAUCUCAACCAACGCUAGUCCAGCAAGACGGACGCACUCCCCGACUAUGACAAACAGAGACGCCCCACAGGAACAGGGCAGCUUCUGGGGUCUGGAAGGCUUGGUAAGAGUCGAGGCUAAAACUGAAGAGCUGGUUCAGCAACAGAGCAGCGCUUCCUGUGAUGAUCCCUUUCAGGCUGCUAGAGAAGCCAUAGAGAGUCAUCAGUUGCUCAGUUUUAAGGCCUCAGCUACAGCUCCAGCCUCAGCGCUCCCCAGGACAGCUCCUCCUGCCCCUCCAGUGAAAACACAGAAGGCCAGAGAGUCUGGACUCAUACUCCGGAAUAUCAACCGCAAUGUUAGCAGGGAGCCUGGCCUGGACGCAACCAAGAAGAGACAUUCGGUAACUCUGCUUGGCAUCUGCUUUUCAAUCAUUUGGAAACAAAAAGCAUCGCAUGAGCUUCAGACAGAGUCGCACACUCCCAUUUUCUUAUUUUCCUGUUUUCAGUGACUUGAAUAUACAUACAUGUAACUUAUACGUGCCUGUAUAUGAAGAAGGGGGUGGAAUUUUAGUUUUGACACACUUGUUUUGGCUUUGUCUCAUUGGCUGAUGCAGCCAACAAUGCAUUUUGUCUGCUAUGAGUUUGGACCUUCUCCCUUUCGGCCUCUCCAUUUAGACCCCCUCCUCCUCUCUGCCUCUCUGCCUCCCUCCACCCUUAUUCUCACACUUCACAGCAAACUUGAAACACAACUGCUUGCAAAUCUGUAGGAAUCACUACAGGGCUGUGGUAGAGAUUGUCAAAAAGACAAAAACAACUUUUCAUGCUUUGGCUCAUGGCUUCUAUCCCCCCUCUCUUCACAUUUGAACCUUGAUUUUCCUUCCAACUAACCUUGUAGCAAGUCUCCUCUUUUGCAGAGGGUUGCAAGGAAACAAAGGUUCGUGCAUAUUGCCAUGGCUCUGAGUUUUUUUUGCACUUCUCUUCCAUGCUGUUUCCAAGCUGACAUGUGGAGGAAGGCAUGGACUUCAGACAUGGUUUCAUACAUGUUUUACAGUUCAAUUGACUGUGACAGGAACUGUGUGAGGAAAUGAGAGAAACGUGUCGUUAUCACCCAUAAAGGCACUAUAUGCUACAGAUAUGCUCAUCAGUCAAAUGCCGGCAAUUAAUCUCCUGACCUCAUGGAUACUUGUUAUAGAAAGUCACGUAUGAUACCAACUCAGUAGUUUGCAUAAUGUCGUGUAGAUGAGAAAAUAGUUUGUGAUUUCAAAUGAUCAACUUCAUUAACAUGACAAUGAAUGACAUGAGCAUUGAGCUAAAUGUGGCUUACGGUACCUUAUUGGGUGAUGAUAAUUUAUAAACCAAAUUAAAUUCUUUACAAGGAUCACACGUUGGAUGCUAUAACGCUUUCUUGUAAAGCAAAGAACCCACCCAGACUGUGAAGAAAGAGGCAGGAAACAAGCUGUCUGGUAGCAAUGCCCAAGCUGCUGUACCUACACAGACAGACUAGCUCUCAGUAAGAUGUUGCCACAUACAUUUUACAGUUUGUGUCAUUAGGAGCUUGCACGUAUUUGGCAGUGGAAUGAAAAUAAUUUAAAAUUAGGCCUGGGACCUGACAGCUUAAAUCAUUUUCAGUCUUUCAUCUGAGUCUAGGUCAUGGACACAUUGGCACGACCAGGCAUGGAAAGAGGUGUGAAAAACAGCAUGUGAGAGCACCAGCCAUUCUAUAUACUGGGUGUGCAAGAACAGAAUCUUUGGCCAUUUGAACAUUUGAGCCUCAUAAAAAAAUUCAGUCUGCGUGGUUUGCAGCAUUCUCUGAUUCUGUCCUUGGCCAAUGAUUGGCUGUUGCAAUGCUGCUAUGGCUGUUCUAGACUACCAUAUCUUACAAGCUGUCCAUAAUUAUACUUUUGUAUGACACUCUAGUUUAUACUAAUUCAAACCAGGACAACUGGCUUUACCUGGUGGGUUCAUCAGGGUUGGCCUCAAUUAUAAUAGAAGGCAGUGAAAUCAGGAAGUAAACUAAAAUUACAAUUCAAUCAUAAAAAUAAAAAUAAAUGUCUCAAUAAACUGAAAAGUAGAAGCUAUUUAUUUCAAAUGGUUUUACAUGUCUGAAUUUUGAAUUCAAAUCACUUCCUGAAUUGACUGCCUUCAAUUCGAAUUGAGCCCAACCCUUGGGUUAAUUUAUCUUGUCCAAACUGGUAGUAAGCUUACUUGUUUUCUGUACUCAUGAAUAGAUGGAACGGGGGGAACUUCCCUUCUAUGUUAGAACCGUGCUGUUCUGUUGUUCUGAUGCUCUGUUAGUAGAGACCAAGUCUCUCUACUGAUGUCUACACUCUUAGAAAUAAAGGCGCUAUAUAGAACUUGAAAGGGUUCUUCGGCUGUCCCCAUAGGAUAACCCUUUGAAGAACCCUUUUUGGUUCCAAGCAGAACCCUUUUGGGUUCCAUGUUGAACCCUUCCACACAGGGUUUUACAUGGACCCAAAGUGGUUCUACUUGGAACCAAAAAGGGUUCUCCUAUGGGGACAGCACUUUUGGAACCCUUUUUUCUAAGAGCGUAGUAGUCUGUCUCUCCAGCUUGGACUAACCUCUGGCUGCUCGCCCUCUUCCUAUGCUCUCCUCUUUCUCUGCUCUCUCUCUUCCUCUGCUCUCUCUCUUCCUCUGCUCUCCUCUUUCUCUGCUCUCUCUCUUCCUCUGCUCUCUCUCUUCCUCUGCUCUCCUCUUCCUCUGCCCUCUCUCUUUCUCUGCUCUCCCUCUUUCUCUGCUCUCCCUCUUCCUCUGCUCUCUCUCUUCCUCUGCUCUCUCUCUUCUUCUGCUCUCUCUCUUCCUCUGCUCUCUCUCUUCCUCUGCUCUCCCUCUUCCUCUGCUCUCUCUUCCUCUGCUCUCCCUCUCCCUCUUCCUCUGCUCUCCCUCUUCCUCUGCUAUCUCUUCCUCUGCUCUCUCUUCCUCUGCUCUCUCUCUUCCUCUGCUCUCUCUCUUUCUCUGCUCUCUCUCUCUUCCUCUGCUCUCUCUCUUCCUCUGCUCUCCCUCUGCAGGAGCCGCUCUUCACUCCUGCCAUCUAUGAAGAUACAUUAGAUGAUGCUAAGGUCACUUUACAUUAUGCAUUUAACCACAUGCCUCCCCAUGUUCCCAUUUUUGCACUCUUUCUUGUGAUAGAUCAGUCCCUCACUCCCUCAUCCAUCCCAAUCUCCCUCACCGUCAUCAAUGGGUAACUUUAUGCAUGCUGCCCAUAUGACAGAGGCUGAACCGUGACUAUGCCACAUGCGUUUUAACCUCAUUCCUGUUUGUAAGGCUUCUCCAUUCAUCUUCUCUCUUCUCCAUAUAGGCCAAUACUAUGUGUAACAAAUUGCAUGCUUGGAGAAGAUAAAGUCUUUAUGAUCAUGUAUGCAUGUGUAACAUGUACUGUAUAAUGGUCUUGAGCAAAGAUCCUACAUGAAUACUUCUACACACCCCCAGGAGACAUAUUCCCUUCUAGAGGAUAAUUUAACCUCCUGUCAUCAUCAUCAUCAUCAUCAUCACCCCUUUCAUGGUCACUCCCUGCCCUGAGCAGACGCCAGACUGGCCCUGUGUUGUGAUGGCCAUCUUUGUGUAAUCCCCUCUCUCACCCAGAGGGAACCCUGGGAGAGGAGGCCUCUGCCGGGCUCCGCCUCAGAGGAGGACCACGAGCGUGACAUGGUGGUCUGCAUGAAAGAGACCCACCUGGGCAUCGAGAGGAAGUGCUCCAGCAUGACGGUCAGCUCCACGUCCAGCCUGGAGGCUGAGGUGGACUUCACCGUCAUCAUGGACCUCCACAUGGGCGUGGAGGAGUUCUCCAAGAGCAUGUCUAAGCUGGGGGAGCUGGGGGAGCGGCUGCCCGAAGUGGGCCGGGACGACUUUGAGGAGACCUCCAGGUUCUAUUCAGCCCGUCUCAUGGUCUCCCAUGACAUGUCCCCUGUAGAGGAGAUGCCUCCUGUGCACCAUGAGGAAGGUGUUCACCAUGAGGUAGACACAGACAUACUGUACCCCAUCCCUUAUCAUUGCAACUCCCUACUUCUAAAGGCCGGAACUGCCCUGCUAGGGACGCCUGCCCUUAUAAAUUAAAUCACCCGUCACCUUUUCUGUUGGACCGUUUUCAGUUACCAUUUAGGUAAUUUUUUGUCAAUGUUUUAACUUUUAGGUUUACAUGUUAUAAAAUUAUUGGUAAUAUAUUUUUGCUUCAUCUUUAGAUUUUGUUUAUUCAUUUUCCUAUGGUUUAUCCAUUUGCUUCUGCUGUUUUUUGUUUUACAUUAUUGUGCAGUGUGUACGUUUCCUUGUAUGUUCCCUUCUAUUGUAAAUCAUGCUUUCUUUACUAAAUGUUUGGUCUGAAAUAAGUUAUAUACAAUCACCAAUUGAUACUGUAGUAUGGGCAUACUUGUAUUGUUUCAUUGUCAUUUUGAAAAGUAUUGUAAUCUUUGAAUAAGAAAUGUAUUGUAGUUGACCUAAGGAUAAGCAUGUUCAGUACCAUGUCGAAGCCAGCAUGUAUUUGACAGAAUAUACCGUACUCAGACAUCUGUUUUGACCAUGUAAAUUAGAUUAAAAUAUGAUGGAUUUUCAUGUGUCUCAAAAGACAUUCAGCAACCCAAAAUGCUUCCCAUAUAUAAACCUAUAAAAACGACACACUGUGGGGGUCAAUUUCAGGCCAUUUGUUGACAGUUUGUUUACUGUCAGGGAAUAUUGAUGAAGUUAGAGAACAAUAGUAUGUCUAUGUUCCAUCUAUGUAGUCUCACUGUACCUGUCUGUCUCGCCCUGCUGCAGCCCACGGUAGCCAGGAAAGACCCCAGUGCUGUUAGCGCUGCCCAGAUGCUGAGGAAGGCCGACGUCAAGAUGGAGACACACACCAAUGGGUCAGAGGUCACCAGCACCGACUUCAUGGACAUGUCCCAGCAGGUACACUACAUCAGUCUAUGCCUAUGGACUCACAUCUGUCCCCCUGUGUUUGGUGGAUGAUUCAGCCUGGUACAGUAGUCUCAUCUGUUUGUGCUCCAGCCAAGUCCUCUGCCAACAAACAUGACAGAGGACUUGGCUAAAGCACAAACAGAUCUACUUCCAGUGCUAGUGCAUACUAAUGAGGGUGCAUACUAGUGAGGGUGCAUACUAAUGAUCAAAUUACAAAUGUAGAAGUGGGGCCUAAAUAGUCUGAACAAAACAUGUCUGAAAUGAUCUUGAGCAGGAAAUGGAAACAUUUGGUGAAUAAGACAAUAGUAGGACCAUUAUAGAGUCGUUUUGACCCCAUCAACCUGCCAUUUAGUUUAAUAUUUUUGUACACAGAGGAAAUGGAAUGAGUCAUUUAAAAAAGAGGAGUAGCCUAUACCCAUUUAUGUAUGCAGUCUAUGUAGGGCAGGCUCCAGAACGAAUCCGUUGGACAGGCAUUUGAUUUCCAUAGGGGGGCACGUUUCAAUAAAUUGUAUUUGUGGAGUGCCUUUGUUAUAACUAUGAAACAGAAAGCAUUGAUGUUGGAACCCGGUAUAAGCUUCUUUUUAUAACGACAACAUAAAAAUAAAUACCCCAACCACCAAGACGCACAGUCAGCAAGAUGCAUGGUCAAAUGACUAAAACAUCAGUAGCCUAAACAUCAUUACAAGCGCCAAGUCUGCUUGAUAAUAGUGAAAAUCAUCACAAAAGCAACAAUGGCAUUAUGAAUAUAAGUGUUGAUAUGGCAGCAGUCAAAAUGUCAAUUAUCAGUUGGUACAUGUCCAUGUCACAUAGCCUAAACAACGAAAGCUGUUGAGUGCAUUCCUGAUUUGAUUUAUUGCUUGAGAUGUAGGGCCUGCUCCCUUAGUGAUUACAUUUUAUGCUGAUAAUAGCCUGUAGAAUUCUCACCGGCUUGUUUUAUUCUAAAUGGUGGAGUCCUCUCUCCUCUCCCACCGUUUCAUUUGGUGGCGGCGCCGGGACCUGCUACAUGCGCACAGUGCACUUAGGCCUCGCAGGUGUAAAUUCAGAUUGAGGCUCAGAAUCAGAAGAAUACUCAUCAGAGAUGUCAUCAUGAUUCAUUUCUUCCCCACCAUCGGAGUCAUUUUCAUUCAGAUUUUGUAGCAACGCUAACGAGUGAAUCCAUUCGUCUUGGUCUUCUUGCCAUUGUAAAUUACGCAAGCUCUCAAUGUGUACUCCAAGUAGGCCAGAGUAGACUGAUAGAGUACAAACCAUUUUGAGAUUAUAAUUAGAAUAGAUCAAUACAAUAUAAUGACCGCCAUGUUCUUCAUUCACAAUAAGUGAUUACAUAAUUAUGCAUCGUUGCUUCCCCUAGCUCAUCAACUCAUCCAUGCUCCCCCAUCAUACUUUAGCCUACUUCAGUUGUUUCAUCUGUUAUUAUAUGUGUUAAAUUAGUUUCGGUAUAGUUUAGGUUAACUAUCGAGGCAAUUAUCGGGGUGAUUUGGGCACAGCAUCUUCAACUAUCGCGAGAAGGAGGGGAGCAGGUCCUACUGUCGAGAGGGGCAACGGGGAAAACCAUAUAAAAAAUGACAUGCCCACCUACAGUGAGGGAAUUAAGGAUUUGAUCCCCUGCUGAUUUUGUACGUUUGCCCACUGACAAAGACAUGAUCCGUCUAUAAUUUUAAUGGUAGGUUUAUUUGAACAGUGAGAGACAGAAUAACAACAACAAAAAAUCCAGCAAAACGCAUGUCAAAAAUUUUAUAAAUUUAUUUUCAUUUUAAUGAGGGAAAUAAGUAUUUGACCCCUCUGCAAAACAUGACUUAGUACUUGGUGGCAAAACCCUUGUUGGCAAUCACAGAGGUCAGACGUUUCUUGUAGUUGGCCACCAGGUUUACACACAUCUCAGGAGGGAUUUUGUCCCACUCCUCUUUGCAGAUCUUCUCCAAGUCAUUAAGGUUUCGAGGCUGACGUUUGGCAACUCAAACCUUCAGCUCCCUCCACAGAUUUUCUAUGGGAUUAAGGUCUGGAGACUGGCUAGGCCACUCCAGGACCUUAAUGUGCUUCUUCUUGAGCCACUCCUUUGUUGCCUUGGCCGUGUGUUUUGGGUCAUUGUCAUGCUGAAAUACCCAUCCACGACCCAUUUUCAAUGCCCUGGCUGAGGGAAGGAGGUUCUCACCCAAGAUUUGACGGUACAUGGCCCCGUCCAUCAUCCCUUUGAUGUGGUGAAGUUGUCCUGUCCCCUUAGCAGAAAAACACCCCCAAAGCAUAAUGUUUCCACCUCCAUGUUUGACGGUGGGGAUGGUGUUCUUGGGGUCAUAGGCAGCAUUCCUCCUCCUCCAAACACGGCGAGUUGAGUUGAUGCCAAAGAGCUCGAUUUUAGUCUCAUCUGACCACAACACUUUCACCCAGUUCUCCUCUGAAUCAUUCAGAUGUUCAUUGGCAAACUUCAGACGGGCCUGUAUAUGUGCUUUCUUGAGCAGGGGGACCUUGCGGGCGCUGCAGAUUUUCAGUCCUUCACGGCAUAGUGUGUUACCUAUUGUUUUCUUGGUGACUAUGGUCCCAGCUGCCUUGAGAUCAUUGACAAGAUCCUCCCGUGUAGUUCUGGGCUGAUUCCUCACCGUUCUCAUGAUCAUUGCAACUCCACGAGGUGAGAUCUUGCAUGGAGCCCCAGGCCGAGGGAGAUUGACAGUUCUUUUGUGUUUCUUCCAUUUGCGAAUAAUCGCACCAACUGUUGUCACCUUCUCACCAAGCUGCUUGGCGAUGGUCUUGUAGCCCAUUCCAGCCUUGUGUAGGUCUACAAUCUUGUCCCUGACAAACUUGGAGAGCUCUUUGGUCUUGGCCAUGAUGGAGAGUUUGGAAUCUGAUUGAUUGAUUGCUUCUGUGGACAGGUUUAAGAGUGUGCUCCUAAUCUCAGCCAGCUCGUUACCUGUAUAAAAGACACCUGGGAGCCAGAAAUCUUUCUGUUUGAGAGGGUGUCAAAUACUUAUUUCCCUCAUUAAAAUGCAAAAUCAAUUUAUAAAUCAAUGCGUUUUUUCUGGAUUUUUUUGUUGUUAUUCUGUCUCUCACUGUUCAAAUAAACCUACCAUUAAAAUUAUAGACUGAUCAUUUCUUUGUCAGUGGGCAAACGUACAAAAUCAGCAGGGGAUCAAAUACUUUUUUCCCACACUGUAAAACUGUCUAUAACACCAGUUCUAUUUUUGAUACUAAGAUUCUAACAGUGUGUAUUAUAGACUUAUUUAGGAAAAGUCAAGGACGGAGGGGGGGCAUUACUUCCAAAAUGGCAGAGUAAUAAAUUGUUUUAAUUGAGCAGUCCAAAUGACUGCUUUAGUGGUUCUGUUGUGGGUUUUAUAGUAACAACAUGUAAUUUAAUUAUACAAAUGUAUUAGCCUGCCUUUUAAUGUGGCAUGCACACAACUAGUCAGGAUAUUUUCAUCUGAUUGUAAAACGAAUCACUUCAAACAGUAGGUUACCUUCGCAUGUUAGUCCAAAAAUUGCCUCAGAUCGGCUGAAACAGCGCCCUUCUGUCUUACAAUAUGUAGCCUCAUGUAUCUGAUGCGGUCUGGCACAUACUGAGACAGAGAAGCGCUGUUUCGCUUGUUCGGAUGCUUUAUCUGACAAUGAUGGUUCUUUCUGUCGGCGUGCGUCUCGGUCAAAUACAUCAAUAUUUUAAUAUUUUAUUUGGACGGGCAAGGAGGUAUGGUAGGGCGGGCCAGGAGUUACGUUAGGGCAGGCCAGCCCCCCUAAGACCUGCCCAUAACGCCGGCCCUGAGUCUAUGGUAUAUCCUAAUAUAGAUUAGCCUUUUUCUCUUCAUAUCUCUACAGAUCUUGAUUAGACUGAGUGCCUUAUUCUCACGACCACAAUGACAUAAUAGCAUCAUUAUGGAGGGAUUAAAGUAUUGACAGGAAAUUAACGAGAAUGAUGAAAGCAUGCGGGAGCUCCAUUCAUCUCUAGUCUGAGCAUGAAGCUGUGGCAGCCCCAACAGGUGCCUGAUUAAAAUGUAAUUAGUUCCUCUCUGGUGUGCCAUUCAUCUAAUGACGAGGAUGAGCUGUGUCAGUGAUCUGGAGAGGGUGCCUUUGAAGUGGAAACUCAAGUCAAAGUUUUCACUUAUCAGUGAAGAAAAUAAAAAUAAAAAUAAAAAUGUAUGCACUCACUAACUGUAAGUUGCUCUGGAUAAGAGCGUCUGCUAAAUGACUAAAAUGUCAAAUGUAAAGACGUGCUAAGCAUGGCAAUAGAAUGACUAGAAUAGGUGGACAGUCUAAUAGAUAACAGAUGGAUAUUUCUAUGGUGUAGAGCCUCUUGGGCAGAUGUGCUCUUGAUUUGUAGUAAGCCACGAUACAGUAGCGUUUGUAUGUGUGUGUGUGUGUGUGUGUGUGUGUGUGUGUAUCUGCAGCAAAUGGAGACUGACGUCAACUGUAAUGACACGAAGGUCUCCAGCAGCACUGAUGUGGCUCAGCCACCAGAGGGCGACCUGGUAUGUGUCAGUACCUCUUGAAAACAGCAGAAAGGCUGGAAGGCUAUGCUAUGCUUGCUCUGGCUGCAGUCUGAUUCUCUGCUGUACAUUCUCAACCCUUCUCCCUGAACCACACACUCAUUAACUCCCCGUGAUGGAUUUGACAGGAACUGGACUGGUGUAAACAGGGUAUAGAGAAUUGCUCUAAUCUGCCAUGGCAGGUUUUGAAUGUGCAAAUAAUGGGCUGCAAGUUUAGAGAGUAUAUUUUACCAGAUUGUGGCCAGAUUGUUUAGUUUUUUGUCAUGAUAUGAUAUUGCCUCACAAUAUUUGCAUGUGCAUCCUUUUAAAAGAAGCUUGUUAAAAUGAAGACUUCUCCCCCCUUCUCAACCGUGCAGAGCUCACUAGUUUGUGUCAUACUGCUACCCCAUAAUCGGCUUGUGUUUUCUAUGGCACUUAAAGGGGUAAUCUGCAGUUGCUACAUCCAUGUUUGGACUUAUAAAUUAAUGAUAUGUACCCAUUGAUUCUUGAAGAAUAUAACAUAUAAAAAUGCCUCAGGAGCUUAGUUCAACUGUUGUCCCCCAUCAGAACCCCAAAGAUAAGCUUGUUUUACUCCAAUGUUUGUAAAUAAAGUAAAUGUAAAUAAACACUAUAUAGCCUCAAAACAUGGUUAAAACAAUCAUGUUUUUAUCAUUGAUGGUCAGUCCUUGCAUUCAUUGCUCUGUCUAUGAAUUUGAGAGUGGUUACAUUUCUCCAGCCCCAUCUAUCAGCUUUUUACCGAAACGGGCAGACAGCACACUUUGUUAUUGUUCAACUGCUGAUUGCCACUUUAAUGUUUAAAUUAACUCCAAUUUGUAUCACAGUGCCAACAUACAUGCUGUUUUGAUAAUUACAGGAGGAUCUGUUGAGUUGAACUUCACUAGUUGGUACAUAACCAUGUUGAUACCAUACUUCUGUAAGGCGGCAGGUAGCCUAGCGGUUAAGACUGUUGGGCCAAAUCCCCGAGCCGACUAGGUCAGAAAUCUGUCGUUGUGCCCUUGAGCAAGGCACUUAACCCUAAUUGCUCCUGUAAGUCGCUCUGGAUAAGAGCGUCUGCUAAAUGACUAAAAUGUCAAAUGUAGAUUUGAAUUUAGUUCAACUACCACCAAGCUACUGCAAAAUGUAGUUAAAUUACUAGUUGAACUACAUGUAGUUCACUACUCCCAACAUGCUGUUUUGAUCAUGACAGGAGGGGUUAUGCUACACUUCUGCUUGGCUGCCUAUUGGUUUAUAACUUGGUUUUCUGCUUGGCUGCCUAUUGUUUUAUAACUUGGCUUAUAGGUUCAUCCUAAUACCUUGCUUCUGAUUCCCUACAGUCAGGCUUGAGGACUGUAUGUCCCCAUAUGGACACAUUGCUCUUCUACCAGAUCAGUUUAAUCUGCAUGAACAUGAUGACUUCAUCCCUUCAUCCAUGUGACGUUUCCUCUCCUCCCUCUCAUCAUCCCUCUCUUGAUCCCAGAACCAGAACCAGGGAGUUGGCAGUAGGAAGGAGGCUCCUCUCCCUAGUAAAGAAAAUGGCUCCCCUGUAAGUACCUAGUUCACCUCACCAUUCAUCCCCUCCCCUCACUCAAUAGACUGACUAUAUUACUGUACUACUCUGACUCCAAGCAUUCAGUCCUACAGUAUGACAGAGCACAGCAUGGCCCCCAUGUAGCUGUUGUUUUAUUGAGAGAGAGGUGGGAAAAGAUUUGGUUGUAUUUUGGCUGGGCUAGUGUGUGUGUGUGUGUCUGUGUCUGUGUCUGUGCCUGCGUUAAAUUGGGAAUUCAGAAGUGGGGGAACAUUAUUUGGAGGGGUAAGGGUUUAGCCGGGAUUGAACAUAAAGCUAGGGUUAGGUUAUACCAAGAUUUGUAUGUUUAAUGUUAUAUCUGGCCUAUGCCAUGUCGCUCACCCUAUUACAGUGCAUUUUGUUGUACGUAAACAAAUAUCUGUGAAAAUCAGACAUUAAAGAAAUAUCUAAUACAUUGCUCAAAAAAAUAAAGGGAACACUAAAAUAACACAUCCUAGAUCUGAAUGAAUGAAAUAAUCUUAUUAAAUACUUUUUUCUUUACAUAGUUGAAUGUGCUGACAACAAAAUCACACACAAAUUAUCAAUGGAAAUCAAAUUUAUCAACCCAUGGAGGUCUGGAUUUGGAGUCACCCUCAAAAUUAAAGUGGAAAACCACACUACAGGCUGAUCCAACUUUGAUGUAAUGUCCUUAAAACAAGUCAAAAUGAGGCUCAGUAGUGUGUGUGGCCUCCACGUGCCUGUAUGACCUCCCUACAACGCCUGGGCAUGCUCCUGAUGAGUCUGUGGUGCAACGUGGCGUUGGUGGAUGGAGCGAGACAUGAUGUCCCAGAUGUGCUCAAUUGGAUUCAGGUCUGGGGAACGGGCGGGCCAGUCCAUAGCAUCAAUGCCUUCCUCUUGCAGGAACUGCUGACACACUCCAGCCACAUGAGGUCUAGCAUUGUCUUGCAUUAGGAGGAACCCAGGGCCAACCGCACCAGCAUAUGGUCUCACAAGGGGUCUGAGGAUCUCAUCUCGGUACCUAAUGGCAGUCAGGCUACCUCUGGCGAGCACAUGGAGGGCUGUGCGGCCCCCCAAAGAAAUGCCACCCCACACCAUGACUGACCCACCGCCAAACCGGUAAUGCUGGAGGAUGUUGCAGGCAGCAGAACGUUCUCCACGGCGUCUCCAGACUCUGUCACAUGUGCUCAGUGUGAACCUGCUUUCAUCUGUGAAGAGCACAGGGCGCCAGUGGCGAAUUUGCCAAUCUUGGUGUUCUCUGGCAAAUGCCAAACGUCCUGCACGGUGUUGGGCUGUAAGCACAACCCCCACCUGUGGACGUCGGGCCCUCAUACAACCCUCAUGGAGUCUGUUCCUGACCGUUUGAGCAGACACAUGCACAUUUGUGGCAUGCUGGAGGUCAUUUUGCAGGGCUCUGGCAGUGCUCCUCCUGCUCCUCCUUGCACAAAGGCGGAGGUAGCAGUCCUGCUGCUGGGUUGUUGCCCUCCUACGGCCUCCUCCACGUCUCCUGAUGUACUGGCCUGUCUCCUGGUAGCGCCUCCAUGCUCUGGACACUACGCUGACAGACACAGCAAACCUUCUUGCCACAGCUCGCAUUGAUGUGCCAUCCUGGAUGCGCUGCACUACCUGAGCAACUUGUGUGGGUUGUAGACUCCGUCUCAUGCUACCACUAGAGUGAAAGCACCGCCAGCAUUCAAAAGUGACCAAAACAUCAGCCAGGAAGCAUAGGAACUGAGAAGUGGUCUGUGGUCACCACCUGCAAAACCAGUCCUUUAUUGGGGGUGUCUUGCUAAUUGCCUAUAAUUUCCACCUGUUGUCUAUUCCAUUUGCACAACAGCAUGUGAAAUGUAUUGUCAAUCAGUGUUGCUUCCUAAGUGGACAGUUUGAUUUCACAGAAGUGUGAUUGACUUGGAGUUACAUUGUGUUGUUUAAGUGUUCCCUUUAUUUUUUUGAGCAGUGUAUAAUCUAAGAUUAGAGUUAUGGCUAGGGUUAGGGUUGAGCCAGGUUGUAGACAUGAAGCUAGAGUUAGGCAGGGUUAGCUUUAGGGUUUUGGCUAGGGUUAGGGUAAGUACAAUGUAUUACCAUUUUAGUUAGGGUUUGGGUUUGUACUCUUAUCCUUUCUAUCCUACUCCUCUUUCGACCAGUAAGGUGCUGGAGCUCGACCCUGGGUAACUCCGUCAAAAAAAAAUGUGUGUGUGUGUGUGUUAGUGUUUGAAGCAGCUGUGCUUAUAAUGAAAGUGACCCUUCUUCCUCCUAAUGACCGUGCUGCAGGUGAAGGCAGGCACCCUGGGCAGAGAGGCUGUAGAGUCCCCACUGACUGUCACCACUGACAACGUCACCUCAGCAACCACAACUCAAGUUACCAAGGUAAACCCUCCUGUCUCAUUUUCAGCCUUUAAAAAUAUAAAAUAAUUGGUGAUGAGACUUGACACUACUUAAAGUGGCAAUAUGUAACUUUUAGGGUGACCAAACUCACAUAGAAAUGUGAGUUAUAGAUCUAUCAUUCUACUCUCUAAGAAGCUGUAGAUCUGUUCAAUGUGCGCUAUUUCUAUUCUUCCCAUUCUUAAGUUUAGUUUUUGUGUCUAUUACUUUUGGUUUUGUACACCAGCUGAAAAUACAAUAUUUUUGGUUAUGGAAAAUAUAUGUCACAGCGGUUUAGAUGGUACAAUGAUUCUCUACACUAUACUAGCGUAUUUUGUCACAUAAACUGAAAUUGAGCGAACUAUUAGAGUUUUAGCAACCAAUGGCAGAGCGAUUUCAGCAUAGUGCAACUUUAAUAGUAUAUUUAUACAUUAUAGAGCUAAAGGUCACAGUAAUUAUGUGAUCUGUAGAUUGUUGUUGAGCUGUUGUUGAAUGGAUGUGUGUGUGUUGUGUUUCAGACAGUGAAAGGUGGCUACUCGGAGACCAGGAUUGAGAAAAGGAUCAUCAUCACAGGAGAUGAUGACGUGGACCAACAUCAGGUGAGGAACAACAGUCACAGCCGUUACUGAGUGAUAAUACUGUUUUAAUACAUUGUAAGGCGUCUUUCAUGACAGUCAAAUACACUAAUAUUGUAGAUUGCAAAUGUCCAUUAAUGUGAACUGUGACUUUUGUCACGCAGGCCCUUGCGAUGGCGAUACAGGAGGCCAAGCAGCAACACCCUGACAUGCUGGUGACAAAAGCAGUGGUUGUCAGGGAAACAGAGUCUCCCACUGAGGAGCAACAUAGGAAAUCUGAGGUACGUGGAGCUGCAAUGUAAACAUCACUGUCAUGAGACCAUAGUAUAUUGCCUCAAUAAGUAGAGAGGUAGUGAUACAGAGAGUUUGUGUGUAUGUAUGUGUAACUGAUGUGAAAUGGCUAGCUAGUUAGCGGUGCGCACUAGUAGCGUUUCAAUCGGUGACGUCACUCGCUCGGAGACAUUGAAGUAGUUGUUUCCCGCGGCUUUUGUGGAGCGAUGGGUAACGAUGCUUCGAAGGUGACUGUUGUCGAUGUGUGCAGAGGGUCCCUGGUUCAAGCCCAGGUAGGGGCGAGGAGAGGGACGGAAGGAACACUGUUAGAUAUGUGUGUGUUUGCCUGGCAGAAAUCAGCAUUUGAAAGUUUCCUCUCACUCCUCGUGGCUAUAUAAAUAAUAAUAAAUAAUUAGUCAUUUAGCAGACGCUCUUAUCCAGAGCGACUUACAGGAGCAAUUAGGGUUAAGUGCCUUGCUCAAGGGCACAGACAGAUUUUUCACCUAAUCGGCUCGGGGAUUAGAACCAGCGACCUUUCGGUUACUGGCACAACGCUCUUACCCACUAAGCUACCUGCCGCUAUGACCUCAUCACAGCCAUGAUAAAAAUGUCAUGGCCUCGAGUGUAUUAUUGGUUUUAUACAACGGGUUAACAGCAUUAAAAAUCAAGAUUAUUUCCCAAACAAUCAAUUUUUAGGCAAAACAUGAUGCUACAUUCACUAACACUGGUUGUCAAGUGACAUUUUAGGUAGUGUAAUAACAAUAAUAAUUUGUUCUUAACUGACUUGCCUAGUUGACCCUAGGACAACGGGAGGGUUAAAUAAAGGUAAAAAAAUAAAAUAAAUGUGCAGUUGCAAACCGUAGGCUGGCUUUUUUAUGGCGAUUUUGGAGCAGUGGCUUCUUCCUUGCUGAGCGGCCUUUCAGGUUAUGUCGAUAUAGGACUCGUUUUACUGUGGAUAUAGAUACUUUUGUACCUGUUUCCUCCAGCAUCUUCACAAGGUCCUUUGCUGUUGUUCUGGGAUUGAUUUACACUUUUCGCACCAAAGUACAUUCAUCUCUAGGAGACUUAGUGUAUGUAAAUCCAAGCUGUUCCAAGCUGUUGAAAGGCACAGUCAACUUAGUGUAUGUAAACUUCUGACCCACUGGAAUUGUGAUACAGUGAAUUAUAAGUGAAGUAAUCUGUCUGUAAACAAUUGUUGGAAAAAUUACUUGUGUCAUGCACAAAGUAGAUGUCCUAACCGACUUGCCAAAACUAUAGUUUGUUAACAAGACAUUUGUAGAGUGGUUGAAAAACGAGUUUUAAUGACUCAAACCUAAGUGUAUGUAUACUUCCGACUUCAACUGUAUGUCAUGUUAUUAAAAACAUAUUGUGUUUUCCCACUGGUGUCAGUCUGUUUCACAGAGCUGUGUGUUGCUCUCUCUCUCUGUUUCAGUCCUGAUCGCUCAUGGUGGUUCCUGGGAGUGGGGACAGGAAAUCUCCCGUCAUCUCCCUGACCCUCCCCACGCCAGCGCCGCAAGAGGGCUACAGUAA
This is a messenger RNA of Coregonus sp. 'balchen', 22887 nucleotides long. The record is from the annotation of a GenBank genome assembly. Lineage: Eukaryota; Metazoa; Chordata; Actinopteri; Salmoniformes; Salmonidae.